This is a messenger RNA of Betta splendens (Siamese fighting fish), 3247 nucleotides long. RefSeq names its product minichromosome maintenance 10 replication initiation factor (gene mcm10). Gene Ontology annotation, molecular function: single-stranded DNA binding; DNA replication origin binding. Lineage: Eukaryota; Metazoa; Chordata; Actinopteri; Anabantiformes; Osphronemidae. Gene Ontology annotation, cellular component: nucleus; replication fork protection complex. Bases 305 to 3028 code for a protein of 907 amino acids. Gene Ontology annotation, biological process: DNA replication; DNA replication initiation. The record is from RefSeq and is a predicted model, not a curated record. The transcript is spliced from 18 exons.
CUGCGUUUAGCGCCAGUUUAGAUUUUCUCCCUUGCCCUGAAUCCAAGUUUAUGUCGUUUACGAGACACUCUAAACGUAAUAUAUAUGCUUUUAACCAGCAGAAUCAGUUACAAGCCAGGCGUAGUCUUAAUUAUCAUACAUUUGAAAUAUAUGUAUAGGUUAUUGUGGUUGAGAAGUUUUAUUAGUUUAAUUGAAGCUAUUAGAGGACACAAAGCUAACACUGGAAUCCAAGAGAAUUCAAUGACCUUCCUUUUUUAGACAGCCCAAAUCAUCUGAAAUCAGUACUAUUGUUGGCACUUUUAAAAUGGACAGUGAAGAUGAUCUGGACAUUUUGACUGCGCUGUUGGCUGAGAACGAAGGCAUCGGAGAAGAGCAGGACAGUCAAGAGCAGGCAGAGGACCUGGAUGGCCUGUUUGAUGAUGACAAUGAUGAGGAAGAAGAGUACAAAGAGGGUGUUGAAGAGGAAGGAGGAGAUGAUCUGGCAGAACUCUUUGGAAAUGUGGAUGACAUUAAAAAUGAAGAGGAUGGUAGUGUAGAAAAAGUAAAUGGAGGAGAACCUGGUGAGAACCAUAACAAGUCCAAAGAGGAUUUACAAGAGGAACUGAGACGCAUGCAGGAACAGAUGCAGCGGUUGCAAAAGCAACUGGAGACGAGCCAGGCGGUGUCCACGUCAUCCUCCUCUACAGUUACAACAGCAAGAAAAGCAUCUGGUUCCAAACCAGCAACCCCUAAAUCAACACCCAAACAACGACUGAUCUCCAACCUGACGAAACCUUGUGCUACCAAACAACAAACCAUAACACAAGUAGCAGCGUCUGCAUCCAUUCCAGUUCGAGGUGGAGCUGUGAAGCUCCAAGAGUCAUCUGAUUUUGAUAAUCAGCUCAACAGUGCUGAGUCCUUUAAACGCAAACCUAGAAUAGCCCACCAGCCAAAGCCUAGCACAUCACCAGAGGAUAGAGGACCCCUGUUGGAGAUAAAAAUUGGCAGCUCCUUUCAGCCAGUAGAAAGCUCCAGCAAGGUUUCCAACCCUGUGCUGACACCUUCGCCUCAGAACAUACCAGAGCCAGCUGUGGCAUCUGGACAGCCUAAAACCUAUUCUCUUCCUCCUCUCCCUAAAGACCUGGCUGUUGAGAGAUACUCAGGACUGCGGCUUAGAAAACCAAGAGUUUCCUCCAACGAGAUGGACCACAAGAUGGCCAACCGCCGCCUAAUUCGUUUGUCACGGGUGCCGGAGAGUUUAGCUCGGGAGAAACUGGAAGACGCUGACUGGGUGACAUUUGCAGUGGUGGUUAACAAGAUCACACCACAAAGCAGCAGCAGUGGCAAAACAUUCAGUAUCUGGAAACUGAACGACCUCCACAACCUGGAAGUGUUUGUGUCCUUGCUACUUUUUGGUGAAGUCCACAAAGAGCACUGGAAGACAGAAACUGGCACUGUUAUUGGUCUCCUCAACCCAAACCCAAUGAAGCAGAAAGAUGGAUAUGAUGGGGUAAGCCUGACAGUGGAUAACCCACAGAAGGUGCUGUUGAUGGGUGAGGCUCAAGACUACGGCACCUGCAAGGCCAUGAAGAAGAAUGGAGACCCCUGUUCUCAGAUUGUUAAUAUGUACGAGUGCCAGUACUGUCAGUAUCACGUCAAAGCCCAGUAUAAGAAGAUGAGCUCCAGGAGGGCCGAGCUGCAGUCAUCAUUUUCUGGUAAAGCCCCCAACAAAGUGAAAGGGAAGGCUGGCGGCCUGAGAGAGCGUCUGUGCCAGGACGGUUUCUACUAUGGUGGCGUGUCCUCAGCUGCCUGUGCUGCCUCCCUAACGGCUUCCAAACCAAACAAGCCUGUCCAGAAAUCUCUGGACAACCUGUUUGUGAGAGGCUCAGCUCAGCUUGCCAACCAGGCCAAGAAGCUCGCUCUGCAGUCUGGUGAAGUCUCAGGUUGUUCAAAUGAAUUUAAGAGCCUUAUGUCGUGUCCAACACCUGGAGCUCUGCAGCUAAAGAAGCACUUAUCACACGACAGCCUAUCAGCCUCAAAAGCUGCAGCUGAAGCUCCAGUUCAGUCCAUCUCAGCCUCAGAUCUACUGAAGCAGCAGAAACAGAAGCAGCGGGAACUUCUAGAGAGCCGUCGUAGGAGAGCAGAUGAGAUUCAAAAGAGGGUGCUACAAAAUUCUGCUGCACCCAGUUCUUCAGGGUCAGUACCAUCCUCACUGGAUCGGAACAGUGUGAGGUCUCCAAAGGCUUGUUCUAAGGUCGCCAAAACCACCCAGAGUCCACGAGCAGCCCACACACCAACCCUGGCCCGAGGCUUCUCUGAGGGAGAAGAUAUUCUGUUUUUUGAUAACAGCCCUCCUCCAGCUCUUCCUCCAAGUGCACUCAGCCUGUCAGCUGCCAAGCUGGCUGCUCUGAGAAAGCUGAGAGCCAAAGGAGUAGGACUGGAAAAGGAGGAUCCCAACGCUGUAAAGAGAAAGAGGAACAACAGCAGUGACAUCAAUGCUCGGGUGGAGAAGAAUCGAACCUCGCCAAAUGGUGAAUCUUCCAGUAAUGAGGAGGAGGAACCAGCCCAGAAGAAGAAAAGAGAUCAACUCGAAUAUAUUCAGUCUGAGGAGUUUCAGAAGAUCCUGAAUGCAAAAUCACGUCACAAUGUUGUACUACAGGCGGGGGAGUACCAGUUGCAGGAACGCUACUUUGAUGCUCUGGUGAAGAAAGAGCAGAUGGAAGAAAAGAUGAAAGACAUCAGAGAGAUGAAAUGUCGAGCCGUCACCUGCAGAAAGUGCCGCUACACCUACUUCAAGCCGGCAGAUCGCUGCGUGGAGGAGAAUCACGAUCUGCGAUGGCAUGAUGCCACAAAGCGUUUCUUCAAAUGUCCCUGUGGACAGAGAGCCAUUGCUCUGGACAGACUGCCACACAAACACUGCAGUAACUGUGGCCUGUUUAAAUGGGAGCGUGAUGGGAUGUUUAAGGAGAAAACGGGACCAAAGAUCGGAGGAGAACUUCUCCAGCCUCGAGGAGAGGAGCACGCCAAGUUCCUCAACAGCAUGAAGUGACAGCAUCUUCAUCUGCAUCACUGCCGCAAACCUAGAUGUUCAGGGAGCAACAUGUAUUUAGCUUUUUAUGUUUGUAAGUGUCUCAUUUAAUUGUAGCAUUUUAACACUGAAUUGUGCUCCGUGGGGAGUUUGAUGUUGCUUUGUUGAUCAUGGAGGUUUAAACUUGGGGGGACAUUUUGAUAGAAAUCGUGUAAUUAAAGUAAUAUUUGCUACAUUUCA